Molecule: messenger RNA, 4414 nt
Organism: Gastrolobium bilobum
Lineage: Eukaryota; Viridiplantae; Streptophyta; Magnoliopsida; Fabales; Fabaceae
Product: pentatricopeptide repeat-containing protein At5g55840
Exons: 7
Coding region: 120-3380 (1086 amino acids)
Molecular function (GO): protein binding
Source: RefSeq, a predicted model, not a curated record
GAAUCUUCUUUCAGUUAUUCACAGUCCUCGUGGAUGAAGAUUGAAGAAGAUAACAACUUCCUUCAAUUGUUCGCUCUAUUUUCAAUCAAGUAUAAAGUUUGUACCUUUGGAAUCAAUUGAUGGUUUUACAUAUGGAAAAGAGUAUAUAUACUUUUCUCACUGUACACCGCUGGGAUUCACUGAACUGCAUGAAAUAUAAGUUAUCUUCACUCAGGCCUGUCCAUGGAAGGUUGGCUCUGAAAUUUCUCAAAUGGGUCAUAAAGCAACCCAAUUUGGAACUCAAUCAUGUUACCCAUAUUAUAUGCACUACUACCCACAUUCUUGUUAGAGCUAGAAUGUACAACUUUGCCAAAACAACCUUGAGACAUUUGUUACAAAUGCCUAUUGGUUUGAAUUCUGUAUUUGGUGCUCUGAUGGAGACAUACCCCAUUUGCAACUCAAACCCUGCUGUUUUUGACCUCCUUAUUAGAGUUUGUUUACGGGAAAAGAUGGUUGGAGAUGCUGUGCAGACUUUCUACUUGAUGGGUUUUCGGGGAUUGAAGCCGUCUGUUUACACUUGUAACAUGGUGCUUGGUUCCCUGGUAAAGGAUCAGAAAGUUGAGUUGUUUUGGUCCUUUUUCAAAGGAAUGCUUGCCAAGAAGGUUUGUCCUAAUGUUGCUACAUUCAAUAUAUUGUUAAAUGCUUUAUGCGAACGAGGGAAGUUUAAAAGUGCUGGUUUUCUCUUGAGGAAAAUGGAAGAAAGCGGUCGUUGUCCAACUGCAGUUACUUACAAUACUUUGCUUAAUUGGUAUUGCAAGAAAGGAAGGUACAAAGCAGCAUCUGAGCUGAUUGACUGCAUGGCAUCUAAGGGUAUUGCGGCAGAUGUUUGUACAUAUAAUGUGUUGAUAGAUAAUUUGUGUAGGGAAAGCAGGAGUGCAAAAGGUUAUUUAAUGUUGAAAAGGAUGAGAAAGAAUAUGGUGCGUCCUAAUGAGAUAACGUAUAAUACGCUUAUUAAUGGAUUUGUUAAGGAGGGGAAGAUUGGAGUUGCUACACAAGUUUUUGAUGAGAUGUCGUCAUUUAAUUUGUUACCUAAUAGUAUCACUUACAAUACUUUGAUUGUUGGGUAUUGCAGCAAGGGCAAUAUUGAGGAAGCAUUCAGACUUUUGGAUAUGAUGAUAUCACAUGGUUUGAGACCUAACGAAGUAACAUAUGGGGCUCUUUUAAAUGGGCUAUCCAAGCAUGGUGAAUUUGGAUUGGUUUCCAGUAUUCUUGAGAGAAUGAGGAUGCAUGGGGUGAGAGUUGGUCAUAUCAGUUAUACAGCAAUGAUUGAUGGAUUGUGUAAGAAUGGCCUGCUUGAAGAAGCUGUGCAGUUGCUAGAUGAUAUGUUAAAAGUUUCUGUCAAUCCUGAUGUUAUUACAUUUUCAGUGCUCAUAAAUGGUUUUUUCAGGGUGGGGAAGAUAAAUAAUGCAAAGGAGAUAAUGUGUAAAAUGUAUAAGACUGGAUUUUUGCCAAACAGCAUUUUGUAUUCAACAUUAAUCUACAACUAUUGCAAGAUGGGAAAACUAAAAGAAGCAUUAAAUGCUUAUGCAGUUAUGAACCACGGUGGUCAUGUUGCAGAUCACUUUACAUGUAAUGUGUUGGUUGCCACUUUUUGUAGAUGUGGGAGACUUGAAGAGGCUGAGUAUUUUAUGGAUCACAUGAGCAGGAUGGGUCUUGAUCCUAGCUCCGUUACCUUUGAUUGCAUUAUAAAUAGUUAUGGAAAUUCCGGCAAUGCAUUAAAAGCAUUUUCAAUGUUUGAUAAAAUGAAUAGUUUAGGCCUAUUCCCAAGUCAGUUCACGUAUGGGGGUCUAUUGAAAGGACUUUGCAUUGGUGGACAUAUUAAUGAAGCCAAAAAAUUUUUGCAUAGACUUCGUUGCAUUCCUUAUGCCAUGGAUAAUGUUUUGUACAACACAAUACUUACUUGGACAUGUAGAUCAGGAAAUUUAUCAGAUGCAGUUGCCCUUAUUAAUGAGAUGGUUACAAAUAAUUUUGUGCCUGACAGUUAUACAUUCACUAGUCUUAUUGCCGGGCUAUGCAAGAAGGGUAAAAUGGUUGUUGCACUCCUGUUGUCAGGGAAGGCAAUUGAAAAAGGAUUGUUAUCUCCAAAUCCUGCUGUAUUCACUAGUUUAGUUGAUGGUCUUCUUAAGGGAGGACAUUCAAGAGCCGCUUUGUAUAUUUUUGAAGAUAUGCUGAACAAAGGUGUUAGCCCUGAUACUAUUGCAUUCAAUGUGCUUAUGGAUCGAUGCUCAAGGAAGGGGAAAAUGUCGGAGGUAAAUGAUAUCCUUUCAACAAUGAGGAGUAGAAGUUUAUGCUUCAAUUUGGCCACUUACAAUAUUCUCCUGCAUGGAUAUUCAAAGAGGCAUGCGACGGCAAGAUGUUCUAUGUUGUACAAUGACAUGAUCAAACAUGAUUUUGUGCCAGAUAGGUUAACGUGGCACUCCCUUAUUCUUGGAUAUUGUAAGUCCGGAUCAUUGGAUGUAGCUGUUAAAUUUUUAAGAAGGAUAACACUUGAAGGUUUUGUAGCUGAUUGUUUUACAUUUAACAUGCUUAUUACCAAGUUCUGUGAACGGAAUGAGAUAAAAAUGGCCUUUGAUCUGGUAAAACUAAUGAAUCUGACAGGAGUUAUUCCUAAUGUAGAUACAUACAAUGCCCUUUUUAAUGGACUCAUUAGAACUUGUGCUUUUGAUGAAGCCCAUUGUGUUUUGCAAGCCUUGUUGGAAAGUGGUUCUGUUCCUACAUGUAAACAAUAUAUCACUUUAAUCAAUGGCAUGAUUAGAGCGGGAAACAUAAAAGGAGCAAUGAAGCUGCAAGAUGAGAUGAAAACACUUGGUGUCAGCUCCCAUGAUGUUGCUAUGAGUGCUAUUAUUAGAGGGCUUGCACGUUCAAGGAAGACUGAAAAUGCUAUUUCAGUUCUUGAUUUAAUGCUUGAGAUGCAAAUCAUUCCAACUGUUGCUACUUUCACUACUCUAAUGCACAUCUAUUGCAAAGAAGCUAAUGUUGCAAAGGCUUUAGAAUUGAGGAGUAUAAUGGAACGCUGUCAUGUGAAGCUUGAUGUUGCUGCAUACAAUGUUCUUAUAUCUGGCCUUUGUGUUAAUGGUGAUAUCGAAGCUGCUUUUAAACUUUAUGAAGAGAUGAAACAAAGAGAUCUUUGGCCUAAUACCUCUAUAUACACAGUUCUUAUUGAUUCUUUCUGUUCUGGAAAUUAUCAUAUUGAAAGUGAAAAGCUUUUGAGGGAUUUACAGGCCAGGGAAUUAGUUUCUUUAGAUUUGUGUGGAGGCACUGAAAAAUUGAACGAGUUAUUGAUGAUUGCCAGGAAAAAAUUAAAUCGGUCAAGAUAUAAAAUGAGAAGAAAAUUUGGUUGAUCACAGUAUACUUUUAUGUUGUCCAGAAUGUGAGUUAGCAGAUGAGGCUGAGAUGGCAGUUUUGUUACUCAGCCCGAUGUGAUGAUAUUGCUGAUAUGGUUUGCAUUACAUUCCUCUGGUCUCAUUCUUUUGGUUUCUUGUUGGACGUCACAUGAUCAAAACCCUCUUCUCUUAGACAUAUUGUUUCACGGUAUAAGAAAGCUUUUAGCAUUGCUCAGCUUCAUUUCCCCCCCUCCCCCUCUGAACUGAAUAAUGUGGCAUGAUUUGCAUGCUAUAUGAUCUUGAAAGCAGAAGAAAAUUGAAGAAAACAGCAAACAAGCAAGCAUCUAAGUUCAGUAACUCUUCAAUUCAUCUAUAGAUUAUUCUGCUGGUCUACAUUGUGAAGAGGAUUUCUCGUUUCUGCAAGGAUCCAUUCUAUAAUAGAUCUUCUAUUGAUGAUUGUCAUACCGGCAGUCUUGAGCUGAUCUAUGGGCAGAACAAGCUCAAUCUGCUGAACCCCCAAUAUCCAGCCAAUGUACAUUGGGACCAACAAUGACCUCCAAGGCACUGUAACUUUGUCAGAAGCAGUUUUAUGAGUAUUUUCUUGAUGAAGUCAGAACUUAAGGGACCAAUCAAUGAGUCAUAAUAAGGGUUGCGGCCAUUUCCAAAAUAACUACAGGAUUAAGAAUUGAAGGAACUGGUAGAUUUGGACUGGCUGACAGGGAUGGCAUGAAAAGGACAUUUGGUUUUGGACUAUGAUGCACCCACAUUUCAAAAAACCUAACGUGUCGUGUCCGACACUCCAAACACGCGUUGUAGAGACUCAAAAGGGUUCGAAGGUUUUGGAGUUACAAAAAAAAAAAAAAAAAAAAUACUCCCCGUUAAAUCCCGACUAGCAAGGAUGGGGUGAGUGAAAAAUUCUUCUGUUACAGAUGGCUUGAAGGUGAAGGAGAUUGAAGUCGAAUUGGUAAUGGAGCUAGGAAGGAGAAUUCUAAGGUUGAGAUUAAUCCUUGGGUUGAGUAAAAUUGUGUUCAUCUCUUGGAAAUGUUCUCAUU